Messenger RNA from Pseudo-nitzschia multistriata, 4658 nucleotides. The record is from the annotation of a GenBank genome assembly. NCBI's taxonomy places the organism in Eukaryota, Bacillariophyta, Bacillariophyceae, Bacillariales, Bacillariaceae.
AAUCGAACCAAGGGUCAUUGAGGCCCAAGAACGACGAGAGAGGUUCGACGGAAACAACACGGACGCCCAACGAUGCGGGUGACCGAAAACACACAGAGGCGGGAGGCAACGACCACAACUCCCCUAAGUAGGUACUGGAAGUUCGUGCGUACGGCACAAAACCCGGAACCGAAAAAACCUUUCGGUGUGCCCUUCCCGUACGUACCACCAGAUGGUUAGUACUGUACUGUAGCACACUGCAAGUACGGUGACACAUGCUCGAACGGAGGCACCACGCCGGAGAACAAAAACAAAAACACACGCCAAAACAACCGUACCGUACGGUAGUACUCGUACGUAACCGCACGUUACUCUUUCCUACCGUGCGUCACGCCGGUUGUGAAAAAACAGAACGAUCGACAAAAGAACGCUCUGUUUUGGAGAAAUCUGGCAGGCUUCGACAAGCCAUAGUUGCAAACCAAAAGCAAUCGCAAACAAGUGUUUACGGCAGAGGAGAACCACAAACGAAUCCAAUCCAGCAUCGAACAAGCACACCCUGCUCCGAGCGUCUUCGAACCCACAACCACCCCACCGGAGCAACAGCAAAAGCAACAGCAACAGCAAUUCAGACAGCGACCGACCGCUUGUUCUGCAAAAGCAAGCAAAAACCACAGACCCUCUCCCUCUCUCUUUCGCGUGGCACCACCGGCAGCGUCGCUCGGUUUGGUUUCUUUGUUUCCACCAUGGACAUGUCGGAGCUCCGUUCCGCCAUGAAGCAGCGGCAGGACAAGCUCUUUGCCAAGUCCCAUCCCGAGCCACGGACCCGAACGCCCCGAACGAUCAGCCAGCGCAAAACCGUGGCACCCUCGGAGGGCCGCAGGCCCAAGCCGAAGCCCGGCCCCCGGGCCCGGCCCGAGACCCGGCCCUCUCCGGCGAGGGGCGAGGCCACGCGGGCGGCCGCCGCGGCGAUCGAGGCCCGGAUGGCCGGCGGGAGGCCCAAGCCACAGCCGCCGAAGCCACAGCCGCCGAAGCAGUGGCCACCGAAGCAGCGGCCUCCCCGCAAGACCUUCGAGAGCCGACCGCCACAGGCCCCGGCUCCCGGUUCCGAACGACCACGCCCCUUGGCGAGAGCCUGGCCACCGGUGACGGGCACGGCGGCACCGGAACCAACGAACGCGGGCCCCCUGUCGCCCGAGGAAGAAAGCCUCGCGGCCCCGUACCGCAAGAUGCGAAAGAUGAGGAUGCCGGAGGGAGCCAUCCGGCACAAGAUGGCGGUCGACGGGGUCUCGGCCAGGAUCCAGGAGGCGGUCCUGUCGGGGGAGCCGGAGGCCGCCACUCCUGCGGGUCCUCCUCCCGCGGCCCCCCAAGGGGAAUCCCCGGUCUCGCAGCUGCUCCCGGAGGAAGAAGCCCUGGCGGCGCCCUACCGCAAGCUCCUCAAGAUGAAAAUGCCCGAGGGGGCCGUUCGGCACAAGAUGGCGAGGGACGGCGUGCCGGCCAUGAUCCAGGAGGCGGUCUUGAGCGGGGGGUCCCCGGCUCCUCCGCCUUCCCUGCCGCCGCCAUCGUCGUCGCCUUCCGCCGCGGCGAGGGUUUCGUCCCUGUCGGAGGAGGACGAGGCCCUGGCCACCCCGUACCGCAAGAUGAUCAAGAUGAAGAUGCCCGAGGGCGCGGUCCGGCACAAAAUGGCGAGGGACGGGGUCCCGGAGCACGUCGUGGUAUCGGUGGUCAGGGGAGAAGUCCCUUUGGACCGCGGAGCAAGCGGUGGGCCGUCCCUUCCGACGCCGACGCCGCCGGCGGCAAAUCCGCUGGCGGCCAUGAUUGCCUCGUCGGGCGGGAUCGGAUCCCUCAAGAAAACACCCCAACCUGCAUCGAAACCGCCGCAGCGGGAAGCCCCUGCCGGGGUGCCCUCGAACCCCCUCUUGGCGGCCAUUGCCGCGUCGGGGGGGAGGGGGGCCCUGAAACCGGCGAGGCCCGUCGAGCCAGAGACUCCCGCGCCGGCUCCUUCGAGCGGCAACAGCGUCAUGGACGAGCUCCGCGCCAAAGGCUUUGGGUCCAGCCUCCGGAAAGGGGGCCAGCCCUUGCCCCCACCCCCCGCUGCUGCGGACGCGGACGGAAACCACGGGGUCGUCCGCUUCCGGGGCGACGAGAAACCAUCCACGGAGAAGGAGGCCCCGCCGCCGCCGCCGCUGCAGCCGCAACACCCACCCCAGUUCGAAUCCGGUGCCCCCGCUACGGGCACGCCAGCCGAAUCCGGCGCCGGACCCAUUUCCUCCGGUCCCGGGGCACCGCCGGCAGCCGCCCCGGACGAGGGCCGUACCGGGGGCAAUGACAGGGGCAGGUCCGUGUUUGGCUUCCGAACGCCUGGCGCCAAGAAGGGCCCGCCGAGGAAAACCGCCAAGCACAGCCGGGCCAGCAAGGGCCUGCUCGGAGCCAUGGGGGACAACGACGACGGCGGGGGUCCGAUCCAACCAUCCCCACCGAGGCCGAGGCCGAGGCCGGCCAAGAUUCCCAACAGCCGGGCCAACAAGGCCGGCAACAAAGGCGGGAGGGGCGUGCUCGGGUUGAGAAAGCCCGGUGCCCAACCGGCCCCUCCUCCCCCGGCGCCGGCGCCGCGGGAACCGGAAGAGCCCGUGCCAAGCAGUGCCGCAGCCGGCAUCGGGGAAACGGCCAGGGGUACCAGGGAAACGAAAAAGGGAAGCAAGGGCUUGCUCCGCUUCAAGAAAUCCGCUGCGCCGCCGGGUCCUUCUCCACUGCCGAACGAGCCGGCCCCCGCCAGCGCGGAGUCUGGUCACGGUGCGGGCAAGGGCAAGGAAAAGAGCAGCAAGGGGUUGCUCGGGAUGAAGAAGUCCGGUGCCAAACAGCCUCCGUCUCCUCCGACACAAGAAGAGCCCGGUGCAGAACCCGGCCUCGGUGAAGCCGAUAAGGAAAAGGGCAACAAGGGCUACAAGGGCUUAAUGAAAUUCAAGAAAGCCGGUGCCAAGCUGCCUCCUUCACCCCCGACACAAGAAGACCCGGCCCCGGUCAGCGCAGAAGCCGGUCAUGGCGAGGGCAGGGGCGAGGGCAAGGAGGGCAGCAAGGGCUUGCUCCGGUUCAUGAAAGCCGGUGCCAAACAGCCCCCUUCUCCUUCGACACAAGAAGACCCGGCGUCGGUCAGCGCAGAACCCGGCAAGGGCAAGGGGGCCAAGGGCUUGCUCAAAUUCAAGAAAUCCGGUGCCGACCAGCCUCCUUCUCCUCCGACACAGGAAGAGCCAGCUCCGGUCAGCCCAGAAUCCGGCCCCGGUGAAGCCAGCAAGAGCAAGGAGGGCAGCAAGGGCCUGCUCAAAUUCAUGAAAGCCGGUGCCAAACAGCCCCCUUCUCAUUCAUCACAGGAAGAGCCAGCCCCGGUCAGCCCAGAAUCCGGGAAAGAAAAGAGCGACAAGGGCAGCAAGGUCGGCAAGGGCUUGCUCAAAUUCAAGAAAUCCGGUGCCAAAGAGUCCCCUUCUUCUUCAGCACCGGAAGAGCCGGUCCCGGUCAGCCUAGAAUCCGGCAAAGAAAAGAGCGACAAGGGCAGCAAGGUCGGCAAGGGCUUGCUCAAAUUCAUGAAAGCCGGUGCCAAAGAGUCCCCUUCUUCUUCAGCACCGGAAGAGCCAGUCCCGGUCAGCCCAGAAUCCGGCAAAGAAAAGAGCGACAAGGGCAGCAAGGUCGGCAAGGGCUUGCUCAAAUUCAAGAAAUCCGAUGCCAAACAGCCUCCCUCUCCUCCGACGCCGCUAGAGCCCACCCCGACCAACGCAGAAGCCGGCAAGGUAAAGGGAAAGGGCUUGCUUCGAUUCCUGGAUUCGAAAAAGGAGGAACCUCCAUCAGAGCCGCAAGAACCUGCGCCCAAAACAGGCGUGAAUCACAGUGAAGCAAGCAAGAGCAAGGGGUUGCUCCGAUUCCUCGAACCUCGAAAGGAGGAAUCUCCUUUGAAACCGGAAGAAAUUCCUACCAAAAAGGGUUCGAAUCACAGCGAACCGAGCAAGGGCAAGAGCUUGGGCCAAUUCCUGGAAUCUGGAAACAAUGAAGCUCCAUUGAAACCGAUAACGACGACGAACUCUACUCAUAGCCGAUCCACGCAGAGCCGAUCAAAUUACAGUAUUGGAAGCAAAAGUUCAUCUGGAGGCACCAAAGAAAGUGUUGAGGAGCUUCCAUCGAAGUCGCAAUAUCCUCCUCCCAAGUUAGGCUCAAAGAAUCCCAACUCUGGAGCCGGCGCACCAAAUUCGCCGUGGAAGCCAAAGUCCAGGGACGAUUCAGCCGAGAGGCCUCAUGCUUCCUUUCUUGCGAAUGCUGGAAAGCCAAGGAAGAGAAGCACCGGCACAGUUCCUGUUCUGGAAACGAUUCAGGCCGACAAACAGAAAACCAAUUUCGUGAAAUUCGCAGCUGAAACCAAUUUUGCGAAAUUCGCAGCUGCAACCAUAAGCGAGUCCGAUGGAGGAACCAAAAAACAACCCAACAGCAAAAAGGUGAGGAACUCGGAGAAUAAAAUCAUAAAAUCCAUCACGUUGGAUGACGGGGCGGAAAUGCAUUGCGUUUGCGCCAUUAUGUGAAUUCGGUUUGCAAUUCGAUUCGAUUGCAGUCAAUUCCAUUGCAUUAGUGAUGUCGUGCGCACAGGUGUGGCCUGGCAAAUCGAACGACUCAUUCGGGUACAAUGAACAGCACUCAAACCG